Molecule: messenger RNA, 4743 nt
Organism: Trematomus bernacchii (emerald rockcod)
Lineage: Eukaryota; Metazoa; Chordata; Actinopteri; Perciformes; Nototheniidae
Exons: 16
Coding region: 611-4288 (1225 amino acids)
Source: RefSeq, a predicted model, not a curated record
GAGAGGAGUGAGGCAUGCAGCAGCUACUCACUCACUCACUCACUCAUUUAGUGAAUUGUUUCCCUAUAGCUUACUGCCGUAUUGUACCACUCCAGGGAGCUGUACCAUAGUUCUGUGAGGCACAAUAGGAAAAUACGUUUUCUUUUUUUUAAGACAUUCCUGGGUCCUUUAAUAAGGAAGAUUCAAACUAUCUUUCUGUCAUUCUUUGCUUCUUGUGUUUUAUUGUGAUCCUGUUAUAAUCAUACUUUGGCUGCAGUUGAGUACUGGAUUUGUUGGGAUUGGCUUGCUGUUUUGCUGUUGCUGUCAAAGUUGAGAGAAAUCUCCUUCCAACAAAAUUUGACUGUAGUAGAGCUGAAAAGGGGGAGGAACCUCAGAAGAUGUUCUGACUUGAAGACAGAGCAAUCUCCUGUUGUGGAGUGGUCUCUUCUCUGUUGGAAAGAGAGAGAAGUCUUGGAUAUUCAGGAAGAAAAAAGGAGUUUGGAUUGGGACAACAGAACAAGGUGUUGGAUUUGAAGGUUGUCUAUUCUUGGACAAACCAAGAAAAAACACAUUUAUCUUUCCAAAGAGGCACAAAGAAGUGUUGGGAAAUAAUCUAUAACAGUUAAACAACAUGGCUGGGAAGUACGAUUGCUUCAAGAGAAGGAACAGUGACAGCGCUGCCAUGGCGUCAGGACCUCCGGAGGGGAUGGCCAAUCAGGAGCCUGCUGAGGUUGCGGAGGAGUGCUCAGGAAAGAAGAAGUCCAAGUUCCAGACGUUUAAAAAAUUAUUUGCCAGGAAGAAGAGAAAGGAGCCGCCAGCAGCAGGAGGAGAUGCUGGGCUCAAAGCCAGCCAAUCUACUGACAAUGUCGGCAAAACCUCCGAAAAUAACACCCUCACUCGAUCAGAGAAGGAGAAGGGAUCUGGGUCAAAGAUCAGCCUGGGCGGCAAGGCCUUGUCCCAUGACUCUGUCUUUGUUUCGGACUCAUCGGAGACCAACGAUGCUCUGGGGGCAUCUCAGGAGAGCAUCCACGGGAAGGUGAAAUCACUACAGCUCCAGCUGAAGCAGGCCAUCAGACUGGGCUCUCCUCCGUCCAUCAUGUGUGUGAAGAGAGCGGACGAUGCUGGAACCAUGUCUGAGGACGACGGCCUGCCCUGUAGUCCGCCUGAAUACAACGCGCUUCACACAGUCAUGAAUAAGGCUCAGAGGAACAGCCGCAUGAGUCUGGAGGGAGUAGACAGUGGCGAUGACCAGCAGUCCUGGUCAGGCUCCAGCAGAGCAGUGAGUCCUCUGGUGGUCCCGGGGGACUUCAGCCAGCCGGCCAGCCCCUUCGGCUGUCUGGAUAACUCUGCUGCCAAACACAAGCUGGGCCUGAGACACAAAGCCUGCAACAGGAGGAAACACGUCUCUAGGCUGGAGUUGAAACCAGAGGGAGAGUCUGUGUUGGACGGGACACUGAACGCCUCCAUAACAGCAGAUUCAGAGGAGCAAGAUCAAGAGAAUCCAGCAGAAGGUGUAAGAGCUGAUGAGCUGAAACCAAAGGAGGAGAGGGAGGAAGAGGAAGAGGAGGAGGAGGAGCCAAAGCAUUCCAGACUGAGCGAUGAGGAGGAGGAGGACGAGUGUGAAGCAGAACAGGACGUUUCUCACGGCCCGGACACUUCCUCUCUUACGGAGCUGAGACUCCCAGAGGAGGAAUCCCCGGACACCAGGCCCCUGCCCUCCUCCGGGCCCGGCUCCAGAGCCUCCUCUCCGGACAGUCCCGGAGCCACGCCGGAGCCCCCUGCUGGUCCCCAAGAGUAUCUGCUCGACCCUCUGAGCGUCACCUUUGGAGCGGAGGAGGUUGACUUGAGCGGAGAAGAAGAUGGAAUCCAGGAGAACAGGGAAGAGGAGGAGGAGGAGGAGGAGGAGGAAAGCUCCUUCUUACAGGAAGUGCUGAGCUCCCUGAAAACUCCCCUUGCGUCUUGCUCACUGAUGACUGAAGGGGUCGACCUGGAAAUAAAGGAGGAGGUGGAGGAAAGAGACGUCGUGGAGAUGGAAGGAGAGGAGGUGGAGGAAGAGGUGGUGGAGCCUGUUGGUUAUCAGGCUGCUCCUGUUGACUCCAUCCUGUCACACCAGUCUUCACAGGAAGAGGAAGAGGUUUCCACUUUAAGCACUGCUUCUUGUCAAGAUGUUGAACAAGAGGAGAACAUGGAAGUUAGGGAAGAAGCAGCCAUCGAGGAAGAGGAGCUAGUGGUGGAAGAAGUCAGUCAAUACUGCCGAGAAGAGGAAGAGGACGCAGAAGAAGACGAACCCGAGGAACAAAAUGAUACAGGAAACACCGUAAACAAGGCAGAGGAAGAGGGAAGAGGAGAAGAAGCGAGUGAGGGAGAGGAGGAGGCCAUUGGGCUGAAGAAAGAACCAGAGGUGGAAGAGGUGAAGGUGGAGGUGGAGGUGAAGGAAGCAGAAGAAGAGGAGAGAGUAGAGGAAGCAGAGGAAGCAAUAGAGGAAGAGAGCGACGACGCAGAAGAGAUGACUGAGGCGUUUCCUGAUGCAGCUCAUGAUGACAUACAGCUGCAGGAGGAAGACGAGGGUGUAGUUGUUGUGGUUGGAGAUGAUGGUGAAACGAUGGAUGAUCAGGUGCAUGAAAGUCAAGUAGCUUCUGAUCAAAGCAUAGAAGAGGAGAGGGAAGAUGGAGAAGAGAGGAUGGAGGAAGUCAUAGAGAUGGAAGAUGGUGAAGCAGAUCAAAGUGAGCUAGAUCUGCAGGAAGAAGGUGGAGAAACACCACAUUCAGACAUGAAGCACGUUUCUGUCAAGCCUUCUUCUUUGUCUCUCCCUGAAUCACACCACGAGCCUCCGUCACCUGAGAGUGGAAGCAUCUCUCCCAGCAAGACCUCCACCAUCCACAUUAAUCUACUCUCUCCGAGCUCAGAGAAGGCACCAUCUUUCUUCCCAAAGUCCCCACCUGACACACAGCCCAAAGAAAGUGAGACGCCUCAUAAAGCUGAGGAGCAGAACGCAGACACAGAAGAAGAAACAUCUGAUCAUGUGGAAACAGUAGAAGAAGAGAAACAGUCAGCUCUCGAGGAGGAAGCUACACUUCCUGUGUCUGUGGAGGAAAAGGUCAACCAGGUGUCCAGCCCCACCCGCUUCACCAUCACCCCCGCCUGGCAGAGGCCGCUGUCUGUCGGGGACGCAGAGGAGAGUUCCACACCUCCUUCCUCCCAAACCACAUCUUCAUCGUCCUCUGACACAAGGCCCCGAGAGGUGGAGGUGGAGGUCAGUGAAGGGAAAGCAGAGCCAGCGAGUCCGGCGAAGGUUGAAGUGGUGUUGAGCCCGGGAAGAGCGAGGAACGCAGGGACCCCCACCACCACGUCGUCAUCAUCCAAUCAUCCGCAGACCCCAGCUGCUGCAAGCACAGAAGAGAGCUCCAUGGUGAUGGAGGGAAACCCCGACAAUCCGUUUGGAGUUCGGCUGAGGAAGACGUCGGCUCUGCCUCGCUUCAGCUCGGAGGAGGAAAACACAGAGCCUUCCGUGGAGCCUUCAGCUCAGCCAACCAGCUGUAGAGUUGACUCUCCGCAGCCAAUCAGUGUUAAGCCCUCCAUAAGUCAGCCUAUCAGCAACAAGCCCGCCCUCCCUAAGAAACCAGACGUACAAGGAGACAGUGGAGGGAUAAACAAGCGCAUGACAGAUCCAGCUGCAGCUCGGGGUGCUUCUGCUGGCUCUGAGUCUCCCAGCUGGAUUUCGCUGGCCAAACAGAAACAGAAGAUCUACAAAGAAAACUCCCUCGAUGAGGUCUCUGUCAGGAAGGAGGAACCGGAGAGGAAGAGUUCCCUGCCAAUGAAUGUCAGCUCAGCGGCAAGCAACAAAACAGUGAGUGCGUUGGAGAUCGGUAAGCCUGCAGCGUCAGCAGAGAAGGAGUCCAGGAGGACUCUCUCUCCUCCCACUCCGGUCCCCCCUCAGCCUCCUAAACCCCAGUCCCUCCCCUGCCCCGUCCCUCCAAAACCCCAGCUCCCCCCUGCCACCGCCAAACCUGCCCCCCAACCUCACUCCCCCCAAAGAUCUCUGUCCCCCUCUGCUCCCACUCCUGUUCCACAAAAAGCUCCCUCUUGCACAUCCCCCUCAAAACCUUCCCCCACAUCCAAGACACUUACUUCCCCUCCUUUUUCAACAAAAAUCCCGGAAAAGUCCAAAGCUCCGGGGCUCCCCGGCCAGACCCCUGCCUCCCAGCGCGGCCAGCCCCCCCCUACCCUGCCCCAGGAUGAGCCACCCUGGAUGGCGCUGGCCAAGAAGAAGGCCAAAGCCUGGAGCGAGAUGCCCCAGAUCGUCCAGUGAUGGAAAGAGAUGUGGCUCCAUCAAAGAGUCUGGAUGGACAUUUGCACACAGUUGUUGUUUUCUUACUUUCUGGUUUCUAUCCUGGUUUCUGAUUGGUGCAAACCCUCCAAUCAGUGCUGAAGAGAGGCUCAGUGUAACUCCUUCUUCCUUAAUGUUGUACAUUCAUGUUUCUAAAUGGCAGACCAAUGCGUCUUACUUAAUGUGGAUACCCCAACAGUCUAAGUAUGUUCAAAUGUGCCUAAAUGAAAGGAAUUACUGCAGCAGAUAUGUACAAAUAUGAACUUUUAUCCAAAAUAACUCGCAUAAUUUCACUCAAUAGUUCAGGGAUGACACAAUUAUUUUAUAAAGAGGAUACUUUUUCCACAGAGAGUGAUGAUAAAGAGACGUGUGUGUGUGUGUGUGUGUGUGUGUGUGUGUGUGUGUGUGUGUGUGUGUGUGUGUGUGUGUGUGUGUGU